Molecule: messenger RNA, 685 nt
Organism: Euleptes europaea (tarantolino)
Lineage: Eukaryota; Metazoa; Chordata; Lepidosauria; Squamata; Sphaerodactylidae
Gene: CFAP20
Product: cilia and flagella associated protein 20
Exons: 6
Coding region: 104-685 (193 amino acids)
Biological process (GO): positive regulation of cell motility; regulation of cilium beat frequency involved in ciliary motility; cilium assembly
Cellular component (GO): ciliary basal body; motile cilium
Source: RefSeq, a predicted model, not a curated record
UUCCGCGCGCGGCGCCUGAGGGGCUGAGAGCGAGGAAGCCGCGCUCGGCGGCAGCAGGAGCCCGCGCGGAGCCACCCCCCCCUCCUCGGCCCGGCUCGGCGGCAUGUUCAAGAACACGUUCCAGAGCGGCUUCUUGUCCAUACUCUACAGCAUCGGGAGCAAGCCGCUGCAGAUCUGGGACAAGAAGGUGCGCAAUGGCCACAUCAAGAGAAUCACGGAUAAUGAUAUCCAGUCACUGGUGCUGGAGAUUGAAGGAACCAAUGUCAGUACCACGUAUAUCACGUGUCCCGCUGACCCAAAGAAGACGCUGGGAAUCAAGUUGCCCUUUCUGGUUAUGAUAAUCAAGAACCUGAAAAAAUACUUCACGUUUGAAGUACAGGUUCUGGAUGAUAAAAAUGUGCGCCGGCGAUUCCGUGCCAGCAACUACCAGAGCACGACCCGUGUCAAGCCCUUUAUCUGCACCAUGCCCAUGCGGCUGGACGAUGGCUGGAACCAGAUUCAGUUCAACCUGUCUGACUUCACACGCCGCGCAUACGGCACCAACUAUAUUGAGACCCUGAGAGUCCAGAUCCAUGCAAACUGUCGCAUCCGCAGAAUUUACUUCUCAGACAGGCUGUACUCGGAGGAUGAGCUUCCGGCUGAGUUCAAGUUGUACAUCCCUGUCCAAAACAAGGCCAAGCAAUGA